Ctenocephalides felis (cat flea) is the source of this 721-nucleotide messenger RNA. RefSeq lists its product as uncharacterized. The transcript is spliced from 5 exons. The record is from RefSeq and is a predicted model, not a curated record. The coding region runs from base 59 to 721 and encodes 220 amino acids. NCBI's taxonomy places the organism in Eukaryota, Metazoa, Arthropoda, Insecta, Siphonaptera, Pulicidae.
GUUUGAGAGAUUUUACGAUGAACGCGAUUGUCCAGUAUAUUAUGAAGCUUUACAUGAUAUGAGACACUAUUUAGAUCGAAUCUUCUGUAAAGAAUUUGCUGGAAUUGACAAGUGUAUUGCGAGACGAUUUGAAAUUGAACGUGACUAUAGAAAACUUUGGCUUUUGUCGUUGGCUAUGAGGAAUUUGGACAGAGAUCUACGUGAGGAUGAUGAUAUAUCCGACUUGGAUAUCAUGAAUAUGUUUUUGGCACCAGUAGUCCGAAAAAGACAUGAAGAAAAGUUACGAGGUCUUUCUGAAUCAAAUUUGUUAUCUCUAAGUGAGAUGGGGCAACAAUUUGCUUACCAAACAUCUUUAAGUAAACGUAUACGUAGAACCACCGGAGGUCGUCUUCUAAAGUACAUAAUGGAAACGUUAGAACGCGUUAAGAAGGGCCACAGAGGCAGUAUAAAUCCUAAGAAAAACGAUCUAAAAAUGUCAGUCUUUGUAGCACCAACACAAGUAUUUAUUGGCUUGCUUUCAGUUUUGAAACCCAAGGGUACUUUAAUUGAUGGAACCACAUUUAAUGUUACUAAUUUCUUUCCCCAUAUAGGUGCAACAAUUGUGUUUGAAUUACAUAGGUUGCGGAGAAACAAUUGGAGAGUUAAGGCUGCUCUGGUAGAUACGAAAGUUGCAAGACCAAAUCUCUUACAAUUGAGUCACAGAGAUGCUGACUUAAACUAA